CGGGUCGCUGCAGCAGCAGCGGAGCAGGUCGUGCAUCCAGGUGCCCAGUCGGACCUGCAGCCACCCGGGGGCGGAAGACUCCUCCACCUCAGCAGCAGGCCCCUCGGCAGGGGGCAGCCGGAUAGGGCUGGCAGGACAGCCCAGUGACCCGCUCGGGGGCUCCGGCUGGGGGGACGACUCGGCGGGGGGCGCACCUCCCUCCGCCUCCGCCGCCUCCGCAUCAGGCCGGUCUGGCAUGCAGCCCUACCGCCGCAUCCCCUCCAACCACCAGAUGGCCCCGGGGGAGGGCGCACCGGUGCAUGGGGUGUUCCAUGAGAUGGACAUCUACACGCCCCUCUCCGGCCACCUGCCCCGCCUGUGGCAGCUGUGGGAGAUGACGCUGCUGGGUCGCGCGCUGCUGCUGGUCGCCCCCACCCCCGGGGAGGCCUCCGCGGGGGUGGCGGCGCUGCUGUCGCUCAUCGCGCCGCUGCCGUACGCCCCGGACUUCCGGCCGUACUACUGCAUCCAUGACGCGGCGUUCGGUCGGCUGGCGGCGGGGGUGCUGCCGGGGCCGGAGGCGCGGGAUGUGCCCACGUUGAUGGGGGUGACCAAUCUGUACUUCCUGAGGGCUCUGCCCCACUGGCCCAACAUCCUGUCCAUCGGCAAGCGCGAGGCGGCUGCGGGGGCGGGGGGCUGCGGGGGCGGCCCGGGGGGGGCCUCGCAGUCCUCCUUCUCCGGCUCCUCCUCCGCCGCCUCCGCAGCUGGGGGCUCGCUGGCGGCGGCGGCGAACAUGUUCCGAGCCAACGCAGCCGUGCAGGCCCUCCGCCAGCGCACCCAGGGCGCCGCGGUGCUGCUGUCGGGCCACACGGAGGCGCUGUGGGCCGCGUACAAGCCGCUGUGCAGACCCGACCAGGCACUGCUGCAGAGGCUGCUGCAGCCCAAGCCGGGCGACGUGAAGAGCAAGGUGGCACGGAUCGCCCUGGUCAACAGCGACGCCAUUCGCAGGCACUUCUCCGAGCUCACCACCGCCUUCCUCUCCCCCUUCAACCGCUACUUCGAGGCGGAGGGCGGCAGCGGGCGGGUACCUGGGUGGAACAGCAGCGAGUUCACCUUCGCACUGCGGAGCGGGGAGCUGGCCAUUCCGCAGCAGCUGCUGGACAGGGUGGGCAGUCCCGCCGCCGCUCUGGAGCUCUACGCGCGCUUCACCGCCUGCCUCAACUUCGCCGCCUGGUUCGCCGCGCGGCGCCGCCUCCUGCCGCCGCACCUCACCGCACCGCUGCUGCCA
Astrephomene gubernaculifera is the source of this 1264-nucleotide messenger RNA. Lineage: Eukaryota; Viridiplantae; Chlorophyta; Chlorophyceae; Chlamydomonadales; Astrephomenaceae. The record is from the annotation of a GenBank genome assembly.